Helobdella robusta is the source of this 1779-nucleotide messenger RNA. RefSeq lists its product as hypothetical. Gene Ontology annotation, molecular function: calcium ion binding. The coding region runs from base 1 to 1779 and encodes 592 amino acids. The record is from RefSeq and is a predicted model, not a curated record. Gene Ontology annotation, cellular component: endoplasmic reticulum. Lineage: Eukaryota; Metazoa; Annelida; Clitellata; Rhynchobdellida; Glossiphoniidae. The transcript is spliced from 14 exons.
AUGUCAUCCUGGCUUGUUUCCAUCUUCUUCUUCAUCACCAUCUGCAUUGCCAACUCAUUGUCAAUACCGAAAUCUAACCGGGUGACUGUUAGGCCAUUCAGUGAUGAGGUUCAUUUUGAGAAUGACGAUGAGCACAAUGCAGAAUACGAUCACGAUGCCUUCUUGGGGGAAGAGGAAGCAGACGAAUUCGAUGAUCUAACUCCUGAAGAAAGCAAAGAAAAAUUAGCCAUUCUCUUUGACAAGAUCGACACAGAUGGCGAUGGUUUGAUCUCAGAAGAUGAGAUGCAGACGUGGAUUAGAAAGAUCCAAAAUCAGGAUGCCAGCAAGGAUGCUGACAAAAAGUGGGAUGAAAUAAAUCCCAAACAAGAGAAUAGUAUGACGUGGGAGGAGUAUGAAUUCUUCAGCUAUGGAACCAGAGAGUCUAUUGACUCAAACCCGGAUGAAAAACUUCAUGAGCUGAUAAAGAAAGACCAGAAAAGAUGGAGGGCUGCAGAUUUUGAUCAAGACUCUCUACUCAGCAGAUCAGAAUUUUCAGCCUUCAUGUUCCCGGAGUCUGUCAAGGAGAUGGAGGAUGUUGUGGCCGAGGAAACCCUAGAGGAGAUUGAUGCAAAUAAGGAUGGACUGGUUGACCUGCAAGAGUUUAUCGGUGAGAAACUUUUUCAAUGGUUAUUGGGCUAUGCAAACGAUAUGGACAUUGAGAACAGCGAAGAUGAAGACACCGAGGAGAGCAACGCUGAGUGGAUAGAAUCCGAGAAACAAAAUUUCAUCGAGAACCUCGAUAAGAAUAAAGAUGGCAAAAUGGACAGGGAGGAGGUUAAAAGCUGGCUGAUGAGUGAGGAGUGGAACCAAGUUAAUGAAGAGACUGAUCACCUUUUUAAAGAAGCUGAUGAAGACAUGGACAAACACUUAUCCAAAAGUGAAAUGUUGAACAAGUUUGACCUCUUCGUUGGCAGUCAGGCUACAGACUAUGGAGAUCUUUUCAACAGGCAUGACGACUAUGACGAUUUCAAUGUUGGUUUCGACGGUCGUGGCGGUGGCGGCAGCAGAGGUGGCUACAGAAGUAGUGGUGGCCCCAAUCACCAGCAACCACAACAACACAGACCAAUACCAGAUGAUGGUCCGUUCACUGCUUACGUAGGCAACCUACCUCCUGGCAUCGUGCAGGGAGAUGUUGAAUUAAUGUUUAAAAAUCUAUCGCUCUUCAUAGACAAAUACUUGCGAGUCGAUGUGGCCGAAGGUCGUAGGUCAGAUCAGGGCAAUCGAGGUCGUGGUGGAGCUCAGGGAGGCCGGGGAGGAUAUGACGGUAGCAGAGGGAGAGGUGGCCCUGGUGGACGAGGGGGAGGUCCGGGGCCUAGAAAUGAUGGGAGUUCAUUCUAUGGAGGGGAUGGUUCUUAUGGAGGAAAUCGACAAAAUAGAGAAGGUGGCGGUUACAACAGAAGUGGUCGGGGUGGCGGCUACCAGCCUCAGCCGCAGCAGCAACAGAACCAGGAUAGAUACCACCAGUCACAGCAGCAACAGCAGAACAGGCGAGGCGGUGGUCCCGGUGGUGGCUAUGGAAGGAAUGAAAGUGGAUGGUCGGGAGGCGGUCGACGAAAUGAUUACAACAACAGAGCCAGGAAAGAUAGCGAAAACAAAGGGCCCAUAGAGUCCACCCUACGAGAAUUAUCUCCUGAAUCUGAAAAGAAUGCCAGUAUUUUUGGCACGGGAAAACCCAGAGAUGAAACACUGCACCCUGAUGAACAGAAAACAUCGCCCCACGUAUCUGAGAGUAAAGACUGA